AUGAUUGAUGAAGACUUCCCAGAUUCCGCAUAUAUAGCUCAGGCCUUGUGCAUGAAAAAGGAUCUAGUCGAGGCCACUCUCCGAAUCAAGGGUAACACGCAGGGUCUACCGUCCAAAUUCCUAUUCGAGAACGCCAUUAUGUUUGCCAACAGUGGAAGUUGGGACGCAUUUUACGCCAGCUUUGCAUUACUCGUCUAUGGAUUGGUGUUAUUCCCGAAUGUUGAAGGCUUCGUCAACAAGGCUGCCAUCACCAUAUUCAUCUCUCAGAAUCUGGUCCCCACCUUACUAGCUGAUGUAUUCUUCUCCUUCCAUUGGAGAAAUAUUAAGAAAGGGGGAACCAUCAAUUGUUGUAUUCCUUUGCUGCAGAAAUGGAUUGUGUCCCAUCUCCCGAAGAAAGGGCCAUUUGUUGAUAAUGUGGGUGAUCUGAAAUGGUCACAAAGGUUAAUGUCAUUAGAUGCUAAGGACGUCGUCUGGUUUAUUCUCGAUUACUUGAGAGUGGAGCGAAUAUUCCGAUGUGGGGAGUUCCCAAACGUUCCUCUUGUCAGCACAAAAAGGGGUGUGAUCAACUAUAAUCCCGUCCUCACAUUACGUAAUUUGGGAUAUCCGCUCAAAGAGAAACUCGAUGAUCGUAUGUUGGAAGAGUUGCUUUUAGCCGAAAGGGUUGAGAGUCCAGAGAUGAUGAAUAAAGUGCGUAGAGCAUGGGGCAAAAUACAGCGAGUGGGAAAGAAAGAUCUAGGCAAGCAAUUAUGUACCGUGACUACCUCCUAUGCUGAUUGGGUGAAGCCAAUGGCCAAGAUGAUCAAACUGUCGUACCCGUGGGAACCUUCCAUGUGUAUCAAAACCCCCAAGCCACCUGCCGCCAUCACUUCUGAAGUGGAUCGCCUCAAGGAAAUCAUCAAGAAGUUGGAAAAAGAGAAUGUCGGUUUCCGUUCCAGCCUGAUAAAAGUCACCUUAGAAAAGAACACCCUGAAGGCCAUCCUCAGUCAGAAGAGGGAAAGGUUCAACAAAGCAGAUACUGAUAUCCAGAUUGAGCAAAACAAAAGGAGAAAGGUGGGAGAUGCUCUGAAAGGGUCUUUUGAGACCAUUGCGAACAAGAAGAAAGAGUUGGCCGAAGCCCAGAAUCGAGCCUGCAAGCGAGAGAUUGACUACCAAGGUCAAAUCAAAUCUCUACAAGACCUAUUGUAG
Messenger RNA from Lathyrus oleraceus (garden pea), 1185 nucleotides. RefSeq lists its product as uncharacterized. NCBI's taxonomy places the organism in Eukaryota, Viridiplantae, Streptophyta, Magnoliopsida, Fabales, Fabaceae. The record is from RefSeq and is a predicted model, not a curated record. The transcript has a single exon. The coding region runs from base 1 to 1185 and encodes 394 amino acids.